AUGGAAACCUCCAAAAAGCAAGCGGCUGCCACCAAAAAUAAAGUCGAGUCGACGAAAACUUCGACGUCCACCUCCGACUACCCGGCCGACAAUCUGCCUAACGGCACGACGCCUAUCCAACUUCAGUCUAGCAAACGGAAGAAAGCUCCAGAGGCCAGUAGGGAGCGUCCAUUGAAGAGAAAUAAAACUGUGCUGGAAGAUACUCAGACCGAUUCUGAUGCCCCUCGAUCAGCCCCCCCUCUGAAUGAAGCACCUACUCAAGCCCUCUUGAUCUUCCCCUUUGGCAACGGCGAGAACUGCGAGCUUGGCCUCGGACCCAACACAACGGAAGCCCUCACUCCUUGCGUCAACCCGUAUUUCGAUGCUAGCAGCCGUUCAUCAUCGAAACCCCGGGUCGUUCAAGUUGCAUGCGGGGGCAUGCACACCGUUGUCCUGACGUCGGACAACGAGAUUGUCACCUGGGGUGUCAACGACAACUGGGCCUUGGGACGGGAUACGGAGUGGGACGGCGUGUAUCGGGAUGAAGACAAAGACUCGAGCGAUGAGGAUGAAGGCGAGCUGAACCCGCACGAGUCCAUUCCUGCUACGAUCCCCUCCACCAGCUUUCCCCCGGGCACUAAACUUGUCCAGGUUGCAGCAGGCGAUAGCUGCAGCUUCGCGCUUACCAGCCAUGGCCUCGUCUAUGGAUGGGAACGCCUCGGGCGACAAUGA
Messenger RNA from Cordyceps fumosorosea ARSEF 2679, 711 nucleotides. Its product is annotated as Regulator of chromosome condensation/beta-lactamase-inhibitor protein II. The record is from RefSeq and is a predicted model, not a curated record. Gene Ontology annotation, molecular function: guanyl-nucleotide exchange factor activity. The coding region runs from base 1 to 711 and encodes 236 amino acids. NCBI's taxonomy places the organism in Eukaryota, Fungi, Ascomycota, Sordariomycetes, Hypocreales, Cordycipitaceae. Gene Ontology annotation, cellular component: cytoplasm. The transcript has 3 exons.